UGCGUCGCCCACGCUGGAAAUAUUUACCUGUAUUUCAACUUUAUCUCAAGUUACAUUAGUAUUCUGGUGUAAGAUGUCAGCGUACGCUCACGAGCUGAAAAGCUAAGUAACGUUAGCAACCUGACGGUUAAGUGGAGCGGCUGGCUGUAAUUACUGUCGCGGUAACGGCAGCUAACGGCCGAGCGUUUUGCGACCGUGAACUAAAGAGAGGCCGGGUUGCCGAACAAGCCUGGUACCGACGACCGCUGCCGUAACCGCUCUCGAGCUGUUGACCGACACAGAGAAACGAAGUAGGCCGGUCAGUGAAAGAAGCUAAAAUGUUGACUCCCACUGGCCAAGUAACGGUAAACUAGCGCGCUAGCGCGUGCUAAGUGUAACUCGAGGCCUUAGGAUGUCAAACCAGACGCUUUCUCGUCCAUUUCGACCACAACGGUGACGUCGUGUGCAGCGGUAUCAUUACGGCGCGGUUCGGAAAAAGUGCAUCGAUUUAAUAGUUCUAUUUUUCCUGCCCACACGUGUUACUUUGGCUCUGAACAAAGAGCCUGUGGCGCUGAAGUCCUGCAUUCAGCAUGAUUCCCUGGUUGCGGUGGAGGUGAAGAAGCAUGGGGUGGAGAUUUGAGGUGUCGCGACGAACGACACGACAGUAUGGUUGAUGGUGGAGAAGCUCAAAAUGGAAAACCGCCCAUGCAUCGAGGAGAACAUUGACUCAAGCGAGGCCCAACACGCCAGUGACGAUUCUGAGGAUGGAAGCAGCUCUGAAAGCGAACCAGAAGAGCAGCAACACCCCCAGAGGGUCCGGCUGAACAGGUGUAAGAAGAGGGACCCGUUGGCCGUCGCAAAGCCCCACCGACAGCUCUGCCGCUCUCCGUGCCUCGACCGGCCCAGUUUCUCUCAGGGUAGCACCGCUCAAGAGCUUCGCGAGGAUGACACCGGCGCCGGGCCCGCGAUCAAGCCCGCCAGUGACCGAGAGUACCAGACCAAGAUGGAAUUUGCAUUGAAGUUGGGCUACUCGGGGGAGCAGGUGGAGACGGUGCUCAACAAGCUGGGGGCUGCCGCGCUUAUUAACGACGUUCUUGCUGAGCUGGUACGGCUUGGAAACAAAGUCGAGCCCGAGAUCCAACCUGGCAGCAGCACAGCAGCAGCAACGUCACGCCCCGCCUGUGCGAAAGAGACGGUCAGCCCAGAGGUGUCGGUCGAAGACGACUCUGUGGAUAUGUCUGACAGCCUCCGGCCCAUCGUCAUCGACGGCUCCAAUGUGGCAAUGAGUCACGGGAACAAAGAGGUGUUCUCCUGUCGCGGUAUCCACCUGGCUGUCGACUGGUUUUUGGAGAAAGGACACAAGGACAUCACUGUGUUUGUCCCAGCCUGGAGGAAGGAGCAGUCGAGGCCCGACGCCCUCAUCACAGAUCAAGAAAUAUUACGUAAGCUGGAAAAAGAGAAGAUCCUGGUUUUCACCCCAUCUCGGAGGGUUCAAGGCAGGAGAGUGGUGUGCUAUGACGAUCGCUUCAUAGUGAAGCUGUCUUAUGAUUCUGAUGGAAUUAUUGUGUCAAAUGACAACUACAGGGACUUGCAAAAUGAGAAACCAGAGUGGAAGAAGUUCAUAGAAGAGCGUCUCCUCAUGUACUCGUUUGUCAAUGACAAAUUUAUGCCACCUGAUGAUCCCCUGGGAAGACAUGGUCCAAGUUUGGAAAAUUUCCUCCGCAAGCGUCCUAUGGUUCCAGAGCACAAAAAACAACCUUGCCCCUAUGGGAAAAAGUGCACAUAUGGACAUAAGUGCAAGUACUAUCAUCCAGAGCGCGUCAACCAGCCUCUGCGGUCGGUGGCCGAUGAACUACGGGCGUUUGCCAAAUUGUCCGCGGUGAAGACGAUGAGUGAGGGCGCUUUAGCCAAAUGCGGUCUUGGUCCGGCAACUGUAAAGGGGGACGGCAACUCUGAGGUCAAACGUGUGGCCCCCAAACGUCAAUCUGACCCCAGUAUUCGCUCAGUGGCCUGUGAACCUCUUGAGACGCUGUCCGUCGCAAGGAAAGCUGAGACGAAUUCCGUGCCUUCCCUUGUGUCUGCGCUCAGUGUGCCCACCAUGCAGCCCACCAAGGGUCACGCAGCCGGGGCCUUGAACACACGAUCGGCCAGCAGCCCGGUGCCAGGCUCCGUGCCGUUCGGACACAGUUCCCUGGAGCACAUGUCCAGUGUACAGUACCCUCCUAUUUUAGUCACCAAUAGUCACGGCGCCUCGAUGACAUACGGUGAACAGUUCCCAAAGUAUGACUCGGUGAGCGACCAUGGAUAUUAUUCACUGCACAGUGAUUUUUCAAAUAUGAGCAUGAGCAGCAUGCAUAAUGUCGACAGUUUCUGUAGCAUGGAGCACGAGCAUAGUGUGUAUCAGAGGAAUCCCAGCCACUGCCUUGAAUCCUGCCUCAGCCAUUCAAACAGCGACUCCUUCUCCUCUUACGGGGACAUGUACCCCAGCUCCGUGGACAGCAGCGCAGAGGAGAGCAUGAAGGGGCAGCAUCAGCCUCCUGCGCCGGGGAGGAUGCAAGCUUUCUCCCAUGGGUUUCGUCACGACGCACUGAGUAGGGUACAGAGUUAUGGACCUGAGGAUCCCAAGCAGGGGCCCCGCAAGCAGCCUGGAUCUCAUCUGGCCCCUCACAUCCAGCAUGUUGCCGUGGGAGCCAGGUCCAGCUGUCCUGGAGACUAUCCCCUCACUCAGAAUGUCCUUCCACCUUUGCAGCCCACACGGUCUCUCGGGAUGACUCGCAUGGACAGCAUAUCCGAUUCCCGGCUCUACGACAGCAACCCGAUGAGACAGAGGCGCCCUCCACUGUGCCGUGAGCAGCAUGCAAGCUGGGACCCGCUGCCUUGUGGUAAUGAGUCCUAUGGGUAUCAUUCAUAUCCUUUGAGUAACAACCUGAUGCCGUGUUGCGAGCGAGUGAUGGUCCGCAGCAUGCCAGACAAAAUGGAACAAAUCUGGAACUCUCCAUGGGAGAUGCCAUCGGCCGCUGAACAUCAAGAGCGGUACGUCAUCCCAGACCACCAGUAUCAAACGUAUCGGAACCUGUGUAACAUCUUUCCUGCUUACGUUGUCCACUCAGUAAUGGAGAAGAGCCCUCAUUUGACAGAUCCACAACAACUCGCCGCCAUCAUUGUCACCAAACUGAGGUCAUGCCAUUAAGCAGUUCAUCCUAUUAAACAUUCAAAAGCGAUGUGGUAAGAGGAAUACAGAUUUUGAUUGCAAAGCUCGUGUUGCUACAUGUGCGACAUCUGCCCUCAGGAGUUUUUAUUUCUUUUAAUUAUUUUUGUUUGUUCUAAAUGUCUCGGGUGAGGAAAUAAGAUUUGACAUCAUUAAGAAGACAGUAAUCAACAUAGAGAUAGUUUGUCCGAUAAGUUUAUCUCACAUUGUAAGAUGUUUCACAUUUAAAAGCUAAGUUUUUAUAUGAAGUGUGAUGCAGUAGACCUUAGAAAUCUGCUUCAUAACACAUUCAUACCACCUGAGCAGGAGCUGCAUACCAGCUUUGUACCUUAUCCACGAUUAACUGAGCCUUUGUCCAACAUCAUUCAUUUUAGAAAAAAAUUACAGAAUACUCUGCCAACAUUUCGCAGGCUGUUAAAUGUCCAGUAGAUUCUUUCUGAAACGGUUUCUUUGAUUUAAUUGAUAACAUUUGGUAUGAAAAUGAUCUAUGGAGCUCCAGACUGUUCAGUAUUAUGUUAAGAUAAGUUAUUAAGAAAGAAAUAACCACAGGAAUAUUCUGUGUAAAAAGCAUAUCUGAAACAAUCUGAAUUUAUUGAAGAAAUAAUUAAAUUAGAUUUCAGUUUUUUAUUUUUUAAGUUCCCUUCAAGAUUGUGUUUUUAAAUCAAAAAGGCAUUUUUCUUAAAUGGUGCUCAAUGUCCUGUUACUUUUCAUUACAUCACAAUUCAUAUUGUAAUUUAUUAUUUCAAAAUGUCCAUUUUCAGGACAGUGGUGAUGUCGCCUGUCAGCCAAUCACAGGCCCCCUGCCCUGCCUCUAGUUAGCAUAUUUAACAACUGCUAGCAGAUUUACUGUGUGUUCCAGUGCCCAUACUACCAAACUAUUAAUAUGCCAGGAAACAUGUUUAGUACGUCCCAAUACAUAGUUUGUCAAAUGCAGUAUAUCAGAAAAGACCAGGAUGUCUGACUGUAUCCGGUCACAUCUCUGUGUAAUCUGACCCACAAUUCUCUGCACAGCAGAUUUAUGAACAAGUGGGUCAAAGUUAAAUGUGCAAUAUUAGGAAGAAGCUGUACUCCCAAUCGAGUGCAUUCUGCAUCCAAAAAUACGUACUUUGGGCAGCUGCAGUAUUUACAAAAGUAAUCUUUUGAAAGUAUGCCAGCUCACAAGCCAACCCAAGUAGAUGGGUUCUAUCUGUGUCUGUGCACUGUCUUUACUUACUUCCAGUAGUUUUGUUGUUGUUGCUCUAGGUGCAACAACAACAACAACAACAGGUGCUAAGGGGUUGAAUUUGGUAGCAGUUGUUGAGCUUGCUGGGUUGGGGUGAGGUGAGAAGGCCGUGAGAACACUGUCAUCAGAAAUGGUUGCAUUAAAUAGUCUGUGUGAUUAUGAUGUAAUGAUGAUGCGUCACUGGGAGGAAUGCCAUUGUGAACUAAAGACAGACUUUUGAAUAGCCUAUUUCUAUAAUGAAGGGGAAAACUCCGUAACUAUUUAUCCAAUAAGAAUAAUGAAGUAACAUGAGUUGAAUUUUAGUACUAUUAUUAAAUGAUUCAAAAUAAUUUCAAAUGUUUUUAUAUAUUUUACCUAGUUUAUUCAUACGUUUAAUCCAUACUGUCUUUUAUUGAUUUAAGUAAUACUGAGUACUUAAUUAUAGUGACCGGCUCGUUGACCAUUACAUUUUCGACCUAACUAACGUAAUCUAAUAACUAAUAUAGCUAGCUUGUGUCAUUCUGAACCUUAUCCUUAUGCGAGUUUAUACCAAGCGGACAGGAAGUAAUAAGUCUGCAAAAUCUCAUCUUAUUAAAUUUGACUAAAGAUAAUGUCAACAUUUGUACACAAUGUAGCUCCUACGAAGGUCUUGUUCAGGCCUGUGAACGUGUUCUGAAGGGUUCUGGUGCAGUGGAACUAUAAAUAUCCGUGCUUAGGUCUGCCUCUGCUGUACAUCAUUUGUGUGACUUUUUUUGUGCAUUUAUUUUAAAGAUAAGUAAGGGGGAGAUAUUGACAUGCCUCACAGCAUGAACUCUGACAUUUAAUGGCCUUAUAUCUGAAUGACCUCACGCUUUAGUCGUCGUCUAAUCGGUUUCAAUGAGAAUUCAAUUUGUCGUUGAAGCCUCCUAUUUUCAAAUGUAAAGCACUAUCUCAGUGUCUAUAGAGAUAUAUUUUCUCAGCCUCACUUAACAAAGCUACUAUUUUGGUAGAAUUUGACAGUGCACAAAGCAAGCCAAAAAAGAGAUUGGACUUGUAUACACAUGCACAUAUAUUUGUAAAUAUAAUCACACAAAAGCCAUUAUUUCAAAGUCAUUAAUAAGCUGCUAAAUAAUGCCAAAAAAAAAUCAGUAUUCUACAUAACUUGGAAGCGAUUGGAUUACAGUAUAAACUAACAUCUGUGUUGGGAUCAUUUCCUAUAGUGUACUGUUUAGUUUACCUUUCUGAUUCUAUUGGAUGCUACGUCCAAGAUGUUCUUAUUUAUAUACUUGUCCAAUUUGUUGUGCCGAUUCUUUUCAAUGUGAAAAUAUUCAAAGUAUCUUUGUUUCAAACCGUAGCUCUAAUGGACUUCUUUAAGUUGUCAGAGGAGCAGUGUGUUUUCAGGAGUGGGUUCAUGUCGUCUCUCAGACUACUUUUACAUGCACAUGAGCAGUCUGAUGAUUUCCAGCUUUUCUCAAUCACCCGAAUCCUGACGCAGAAGAAAUGAGAAGCUGUUUAAAUCGUGAAGAGAAACUUGGUUAAACCUGCUAGUAUUCUGAUUGGAACCUUUUCUCUUUACGUGUGCUAAUGUGCAUGACAACGACCCGGGAGAAGGAAGGUAUCAUCCCUGUGGCAGUAAUCUAGCAGGAUUAAAGACUAUUUGGGUAAUUAAGACCAUGCAUCGUUGCAUCUAGACCAAAUACAUCCAAAGUCUAGCCCAUGCUCAACACACCUCUUGAUUUCCUGCUCACCGUUCUUAGUUUACGGUCAGUCCAAAUGCUCAAAUAAAAGCUGAAAACAAUAGUGUCCUAUUACAUAGCAAGUGUAUUAUAUAACAUAUUAGUUACACAUAAAAUAUGGUGGAGGAAUGGGAUUAAUCUGCUUUCUGACAAACUGUGUGUGAACUGGUUUUAUAGAAAUCCAACCAUUGCAGUGUUUCUAAACCAGUUGCUCUGCGUCAUGCCUUAACGCUGAUUUCUGUAAGUUACCUGGUUCCUUAGUGCAUGUAAACGUCGUGAAACAUUGAGAACUGGUUUAACCAGGCCGUGAUGUCAUGGACAUCUGCUAUUAGCGAUGGAACCAUCACAGUUUCUAUGUUCGCACUCGCAAUUCUGCAAAAGAUGGAAUACUUACCUGAUGUUCCCUUUUGUCGGAUACCAUGAUAAGAAUCUGGCCUGGACAGUCAGAACCGGGACUGAGUUGUAUAUUGGACUCAUGUUGUUAUAUCUAGAGUAUGAGGCUUUAAUAAGUGUAUACAAAAAAAUGAAGGGAAUUUUAGAAAGCAUGUUGAAGAUGAAAUGUAUUGUAUGGCUUUUUAUGGGAGGCUGCAGACGAAGACAUGCAGCCGGCCCCCGAGGAGCGAGGCCGGGUCUGGCGGUGCCUUGCAGCACAUUGCUCUCAGGAUGCUUUCAAUGUUCUAGUUUUCAGUCUCCCUGCCAACAUCCAGUGGUAACUGGCAAGAGUCUCCUCUGAUCUAGUGUUGAUAUAUUUUGUGAAAAUCCUACAUGUAACAUGUAGUACGUUUUAAAAGUGCGUUAUGUGCAGUUGAGAGGUGGAGGUGGCUUUGCAAAACGUUGUACUUUUUGUGUAAUCCUGUGUUACGCGCCGUGAGAUUUAUAAAGUUGGGCGACGAGGAUGGCUUUACGUGAUACAGCUACAGCGAGGGGAAGUCAUGUUGGUUUUCAUAAGGGUGUCGAAGCAGCCAAAAAAAAAAAAAAAUGGGUGUUUGAUUUCCCCCAUAUUUGUAAUGGUAUGCUGGUUGUCGGGCAGUUGUGGAGCGAGUGAUCUCGUUUCGACCUUUACAUUUUAUCCAAGACUUUGGGCCUUGGUACGCUAAUGUUGGAUGCUAACCAGGCCAUUUGGUACGGCCCCCAGGUCCUCAGGUCAAAGCUAUCACUUCUCAAGAAAUCGGAAUUAAUACGAAGCACAUUCAGGCUCCCAUGAUCUUUACGGUCCAUCGCCUUUAUUCCCACUCUCAGGACAAAGUGCCACAUUGAACUUUCAGCCUACACGUUGCAAAGAGGUUGUAAAGUGUAAAGCCAGCCCGAACAGCGAGCUCAUGUUUUGAGUUCAUUUGAAGGAAAAGGCCACUUAAUUUCAAGAUCCAGGUGUGGUCCUCCUCAGCUGACGGAUUGCAUUCAAAUUUUCAGUAAAGUAUGUCAGGCCUGUGAAAUGGAGGAGCCGCCCCCUAAUGUCACUUCUGACUCCAUUGGGAUCAAAUAACAGAAAUCUGUCAGUGGCAACUUAUUUUGUUGGUGUUUUAUUAUCUUAAUAAAUAAGGUAAUAAAGGAAGUGAUGUUGAGCUUAAGCAGUCUCGAAAGUUACCUCCAAUUUGUAAUAUAUGGCGCAGACUCAUAUGUCCUUUUGAAUUGGGAAAAUGAUCAUAAUUACAAAGAAGGAUGUCUGGGUAUUUUCUAUCUGAGCGGUAUUACUCUUACAAGGCUGAUUUUGUGAGCCUGACUUUUUCUCAUUGGUGUUUAAAAUAAAAUCUAUAUUUCUUUAUAAUGUCUACGUGCAACCGUGGUAUAUGAACAGACGUAAAGAAGAAGAAAAAAUGUGAAUGUGUUUUGCCCAAAUGACUCUUGGGCUUUGCUGACUUUGUUUUUUCAUGGAAAAAAGACGAGGCCACCUAAGGCCGGCUGUCUGUUCAUGAGAAGGUGAAACAAACUGCCUAAAUGUUUCUUCAUGUGAAACAAUCAGAUUGCAAGGCUGCUGUCAAGGUUGUUUCUGGCAUUUGGCUAAAAGUUUGCGUGCCAUCCUUUCCCCCUUGGUAGUUUAAUCGAUUCGGAACGUGUUCUCGUCGGAGUCCACCGCUGAUAAAAUGAAUAUCUCUAAAAACAUCCGCAUGGCUGCUGAUUGAGAGGCCAAAGUAACAUCGCCAGGGAUUUGACUUUAAUAUGUAAUUGGAAUAUGUUCCUUGGUGAUGGUGAGAUCCUUCUUUAACACUGGCAGAGCACAUGUACUUGGACGUGUUCAGACUCGGCUUAAUUCAAACCACAACACGUCCAGAGUGACUCCGGGAUUUACUAAAAUGAUUUAAAAUGAUUCGACUGUAUAAAAAGUAAAUCAUUGAGUGACGUUCACACGCAUCUACAGUAGCUCAAGCUGUUUAUGACUGUCAUCUUUGUAUAGCUACAGUAUACACGGCAUUUACACCCCGUGAAACUAUCGUCAAAUCAAUUUCAGCUCCUGUUUGACCCGUGCCACAUUGCUGGCCCUCCCGUCAUUCGACACAAUGCUCUGGUGGACAGUGUGAGAGCAAGUUCACACUCGAAGCCCAGUGGCAGUGUGUGCCCGUCAUGCUGAAAUAGUUCUGGCGGUAGCUGAAAGCUACAGGUGAGACUUUCACGAAGAAAUGUGACGUGCAUGGCGCCGCGAUGUCUUUCGUGUCUCUCUAUUCAGGGUUCCUCGGUUUAGUCCCUGUUCCCGACACCACUUCCAGAAAGAUUCUGCAUUCGCUGGACAAUAGACUUCUAACAGGCUAAAGAUAAACUCGCUAUCACCAGAAAAAAUACUUUGUCAAAGGUUACACGAAAGACCAAGAACGCUGCCCCCCCCCCCCCCCAUUUGAAAGUGCCGCAAACAAUUUAGCCACAAAUGUCUAGAAUUGACUUUUGCUUGUUGAUGCAAAUUGUAUCUAUACCUUGAAUGUAACAAAAUAUGAAAUGUAUAUGAUAAAUAGUUUUAUUUAAAUAAAGGGAAGAUAAAAAAUGGCAUAAUGUUGGUGACACUGUGUGUCACUGGGAGUAGCCCGUUGGUAUGUACUACUUCUUACUGGGUACAGUAGUUAAUUUACAGGGACAUGUAUGUGUGCUUCAUAACGGUGCACAGAUACCCUGUGGACAGCAGUAAGCAUCAUGUCCUCUCUGUACAUAAUCACACGUGUGUGUACAAAUAUAGAGAAUGCGAUCUGUAAAUGUAACGGUUACUUCAGUUGUUCUAAUACUUGGAUGAUUUCUGUGUUGUAACCUGUGCACCCUGGUUAACGUGCAUCUAUUUCCUCUGAUUUUACGUGUCAGCGUUGCGCUAUUUUAAUGGGAAUUUAGAUAUAUUUUGAAUAUAUUUUUCCUAAUAAAACAUGCCGAAGUUGUUCUUGGGUGGCUUUUCUCAAACAUGCUGUUCUUGUGAUUCGACGAUGGUCAGGCAAUGCAUUCUGUAUUUCAGAGCUGUGUUGAAUUGUGAUUGUAAUUUUAGCGGCCCGGCGGAAGAUCGGUUACGGUUGAUGUUGUCAGUGACUUGAUGUGAACGUGGAGGACUUACGGUUCCAAAUUGGUUGUUGGAUGAAGACGACGCAUUACGCGCCUGUUCAAACACCCCUUAACGUCUUGGAGUUUCUGCAACCUUAUCGCCGACAAUUUUGAAUUGUUGGCUAGCAGAGGAGAGGAGGUAGAUGUAUUUGAACACGACUACGUACACUCGGUGGAACACUCGGGUCAAUGUCACGCAAACAUUUUAAAUCGCAUACUUUUGUGUUUUCUGAUAUUGAGAAGGGCAGCGGUCACGUUUCUGAAGGAGGUCGCCUGUUGGAGUUGACCAGUGUUCUGCAAUGUAAAAUAAGCACGUUUUUGUGUGUGUGUGUGUUGUGAUGAUCUGCAGUAUUGUAAUCCACUCUGACUGGAUAGCGUUGCCUUUAUAGACCAAAAUAUACAAACAUAGACUAUUUGGGUCCGUGGGCUCAAAUAAAAUGUAAGUGUCAAUGACGAAAUGUGUUUCUCUUCACAAAUAAAGCAAAAUGCUGUUCAAACUG
Messenger RNA from Pseudoliparis swirei, 10110 nucleotides. RefSeq names its product zinc finger CCCH-type containing 12B (gene zc3h12b). NCBI's taxonomy places the organism in Eukaryota, Metazoa, Chordata, Actinopteri, Perciformes, Liparidae. The transcript is spliced from 6 exons. Gene Ontology annotation, molecular function: RNA endonuclease activity; metal ion binding; mRNA binding. Gene Ontology annotation, cellular component: nucleus; cytoplasmic ribonucleoprotein granule. The coding region runs from base 653 to 3169 and encodes 838 amino acids. The record is from RefSeq and is a predicted model, not a curated record.